CCUGACAUGUGAAGAGCCCCGGGGAUUCAGUGAGCAUGCUCCGCGCUCCCUCCCGCUGGGAAGAGGAAGCUCGUCCACAUACGAGUCAUUCCAGGCAUAGUCGGCGUGUCAGCGCAGUGAACUCGCAGCGGGCUGUGAGCGGCGCGAGCGCGGCUUUGUCCUAGGAAAUGGGCUUCGGGUUUUCCUUCCUUGCUCCUUUCUUACGUCGAAGAAAGACCCGUAAAGACUUCUGAAACGAUUUUUAAACGCUCGAUUGAGGAUCCAGGACGUAUACCGUCUGCCCACGAACCCUUGAAGGGUUUUCUGCAAGUUCGAUUUUGUGUGCGUCUUUUUUUUUUUUUUUCACUUUUACUUUGUUUUGAUCCGAGGCCGGGCCUCCGUCUUUGUGAAGUUUAAGAGAAGAGCCAGGAGCCUGCUCAGCACUAGUUGAUUUUGGAAACGUACUUUUUCGGGGCGAAAGCAAAGAGCUGGUUUUCUGUGCUAGCCCAAUAAAUGCUAUUUAUGAAGAUGGACCUGUUGAACUACCAGUACUUGGACAAGAUGAACAACAAUAUCGGCAUUCUGUGCUAUGAAGGUGAAGCUGCUCUCAGGGGGGAGCCCCGGCUGCAGACCCUGCCCGUGGCCUCGGCCCUCACUAGUCACCGCACGGGGCCCCCGCCCAUCAGUCCCAGCAAGAGGAAGUUCACCGUGGAGCCCGGCGACGACGAGCUGGACUGCGAAAGUGACCAUGCUUCCAAGAUGAGUCGCAUCUUCGCCCCCCACCUGAACAAGACGGCCAACGGGGACUGCCGGAAAGACCCCCGGGAACGGAGCCGCAGCCCCAUUGAGCGAGCCGUGGCCCCCACCAUGAGCCUGCACGGCAGCCACCUGUACACGUCCCUCCCCAGCCUCAGCAUGGAGCAGCCCCUCGCACUGACCAAGAACAGCCUGGACGCCGGCAGGCCGGCCGGCCUCUCGCCCACCCCGACCCCGGUGGAGCGGCAGCAGAACCGGCCCUCGGUGAUCACGUGCGCCUCCGCCAGCGCCCGGAACUGCAACCUCUCCCACUGCCCCAUCGCGCACAGCGGCUGCGCGGCCGGCCCGGCCAGCUACCGGAGGGCCCCGAGCUCCGCCACCACCUGCGACCCCGUGGUGGAGGAGCAUUUCCGCAGGAGCCUGGGCAAGAACUACAAGGAGCCCGAGCCGGCGCCCAACUCCGUGUCCAUCACGGGCUCCGUGGACGACCACUUCGCCAAAGCCCUGGGCGACACGUGGCUCCAGAUCAAGGCGGCCAAGGACGGCGCGUCGAGCAGCCCCGAGUCGGCCUCUCGCAGGGGCCAGCCCGCCAGCCCCUCUGCCCACAUGGUCAGCCACAGCCACUCCCCGUCUGUGGCCUCCUGAAUGGAGCACCGCCCUCCAGCGCCACGUCCAUCUGCAUGGUUUGCCUGAGCUUCGAACAGUCAGUGCUUAAAAAAUGGAAAAAUGAAAAAAAAUCGUGGGGGUGGGGGGAGGAGGAGGGAUGGUUUAAUUCGCAAAAACCACGUUGUCGGGAUUUUUGUUCUGUUUUGUACUUGCUUGGUAUCCGUACCCGGGGCCCUCAGACGUGAUAGCAGCGCCUGCGUGUGGAACCUCUGUCCGCUGUCGCCCCCCCGUCCCUGCCUUGGUUACCGAAGCAGCCUCAGUGCAGCUCAGCUGCCCUACAGGGCCUGGACUCCACGCCUUGCGCUUUCUCAGUCACAGGCCAGGCCACUGGUGACCCAGACGCUUUGUGCUUUUUCAUUUGCUUCUCGAGACCGGGGCGUGUGCGGCUCAGCUUCCAGCCCACGUGUGUGUGUGUGCGCUUGUGUGUGUGCGUCUACUUGAAGAGAACAGAACUGUCGUGUCUGAUUUGCACUAUGGGAGGAGGACUCAAGUUGCCUGCCUGACAACUUUGUGCGAGAUGAUAGUACUCUGAGGGCAAA
This is a messenger RNA of Physeter macrocephalus (sperm whale), 1940 nucleotides long. It is a transcript of the gene VGLL4, whose product is annotated as vestigial like family member 4. The record is from RefSeq and is a predicted model, not a curated record. Gene Ontology annotation, molecular function: transcription coactivator binding. Gene Ontology annotation, biological process: negative regulation of DNA-templated transcription. Bases 493 to 1380 code for a protein of 295 amino acids. The transcript is spliced from 5 exons. Lineage: Eukaryota; Metazoa; Chordata; Mammalia; Artiodactyla; Physeteridae.